Ambispora leptoticha is the source of this 621-nucleotide messenger RNA. The record is from the annotation of a GenBank genome assembly. Lineage: Eukaryota; Fungi; Glomeromycota; Glomeromycetes; Archaeosporales; Ambisporaceae.
AUGACACUCGCGGCAAAGAAAAAAGUGUCUAAUCAACAACGUAGUUAUGAAUAUGUCUGCCGAUGUUUUGAUUCACAGAUUGUUAAUAGCUUAGACUUAAUAGACUUCUUAAGAGCUGAGGGUGUGCUAGUUAAGGAUGAAAAUCGCUUUAAAAUGUCAUCUGUUCUUUCCCUGAAAUACAUUACGAACCUAGUCAUCCAAUUCUUUGACCAAGACAUCAUUUCUGGAGCAUUCUAUCUGUUGUUUAAAAUUGUGCGUGACGUAUAUGUGAAUGGUUAUAAAAAUCAACGUGUUCCCCGAGAAAGCGUCUACGAUACAGAGAUGCACAGGAUCUUAAUUAACUGGAUUUCCAAACAACGUAACUUUAAGGUCACUUGUAAGUGGCAUAAGGAAGAACAUUGUGCCAAUGAAAAAGAUAAGCACACAUGUAGUGAUAUUGUGAUGAAAACUCCGUAUCAAAAAAUUGUUCUGGAUCUUGCAACCAAAACACAACUCGAUGCACAUUUUGUACGGGCACUUGAAUAUGGAAAUAAGCUAUCUGCAGAAGAUGUUUGGAUAGUACAUUCACAUGUGAGGAUAAUUCAACCGAAAAUCCUUAUUAUCCAUCUGAUAAAGAAUUGA